AUGAAAUGGUUAAAAAAAUAUGCCGUAGCAGGCAAGGAUGCAGGUAGUACAACCAACUUAUCUAUCCCAACUGUAAAAUGGCAAGAUAUUGGUGGUUUAGAACAUGCAAAACAGGAAAUUCUUGAUAUCAUUCAAUCACCUCUCCAAUCCCACUCAAAUCUCAAAACAAGAAGUGGUGUCUUAUUGUAUGGUCCACCAGGCUGUGGUAAGACUCUUCUUGCAAAAGCAGUAGCAACUGAAUGUCAAUUGAAUUUCAUGAGUGUUAAAGGACCCGAGUUAAUUAAUGCGUAUGUUGGUGAAAGUGAAAGAAAUGUUAGACUUGUAUUCGAAAGAGCACGCCAAGCAAAACCAUGUGUUAUAUUCUUCGAUGAAUUAGAUGCUCUUGCACCAAAUAGAGGUGCUAGUGGCGAUUCUGGAGGUGUUAGUGAUAGAGUCGUUUCCCAAUUGUUGGCUGAAUUGGAUGAUAUUUCUAAUGCCUCAGAUGAUGAGAAGGAUUCUACAUCUAAUAAGGGAGUUUUCGUGAUUGGUGCAACCAAUAGACCAGAUUUGAUUGAUCCCGCUCUUUUAAGACCGGGAAGAUUUGAGAGAUUAGUUUAUUUGGGAGUUUCAAAGACACAUGAAGGUCAACUCAAAGUUUUACAUGCUCUCACAAGAAAAUUCAACCUUGCAAAUGAUGUAAACUUGAAAAUACUUCUACAAAACAGAGAAUUUAAUCUAACAGGAGCCGAUUUUUAUGCUAUUUGCACAGACGCUUUUAUGAAUGCUGUAAGCAGGGAAACUAGUGAGGGUGACAUUUCCAAUAAGCAAUCACACCAAAUUGUUGUAUGUCAAGAUGAUUUUGAAAAGGCAUUCAAUAAUAUUACUCCUUCUGUUUCAGCUGUUGACCUAGAACGCUACGAAUCAUUACAAGAUUCCUUUAAUUAA
Molecule: messenger RNA, 924 nt
Organism: Naegleria gruberi
Lineage: Eukaryota; Heterolobosea; Eutetramitea; Acrasida; Naegleriidae
Gene: FM165
Product: Peroxin 6 (Pex6), putative
Exons: 2
Coding region: 1-924 (307 amino acids)
Biological process (GO): protein import into peroxisome matrix
Cellular component (GO): cytosol; peroxisomal membrane
Molecular function (GO): ATP binding; ATP hydrolysis activity
Source: RefSeq, a predicted model, not a curated record